UUAUGCAAUUUUAUGCAAUCCCUUAAAGGAUGGAGUAUAUUAUUUUUAAUAUUUUAAUAGUAAUUGAAAUGUAAACUAAAAAUACAGAAAAAUUAAUUUUAAUGAUCCUCAAAAAAAAUAAGCUUAAAGCAUAAUUUAAGCUUAAUACAAAAUAAGUAUCAGCUCUAUAGCAGUCUAAUUAAUUAUAUUUUAUCAAUGAUUUAAAUUAAUUUGAAUAUGAUAUUUUCAGUCAAGUACGCGGAAUCAGUUUUUUGAAAAACCCAUGAAGAAAAUUUAUUGCCUUGUCCAAGUAGUUGUUCGCUUUUGUACAAAGAUAUAAACUGCAAACAGAACUUCGAAAAUUGUUAAAUGUAUGACUGGUAUUAAUGCACAAUUUCAAUUUGUCCAAGAAAAUUCAGAAAAAACAAAUGUUCACCAAAUAAAUGUAUUUAAAAAUAUAAAAAAGUGUUUAUCAUACAAAGGUUCAAACCGCAAACACAAUUUUAUAGUAAAUUUCGGUGAAAACAAUUCUUCUAUAAUAAGUGAUUGUGAGCAUAAUUUAGUCAUAAUUCAUCAAGAAAAUACACUUAAAAAAUUUUAAUUUUGUAAAAUAAACUUUGUAUUUAUAAUUUAAAUUUAUUGUAUUAAAAUUACUAAAUAUAUGUCCAUACUUAUGUUUAUCAAAUGCUGUUUGCUACAAAAGUAGAAUAUUUGGGGUUUAAAAAAAAAAGAAUGGAAGUUUACUUGAUGAUUAUGAGGAUUGAAUAUAUUAUUUGUAAUACUAUAAUGAUAAUUGAAUUGUAAGCCAAAAUAUAAAAAAUUUGUUCUAAAAGAGAUGAGAUCUUAAUGAGUAAUGAUCAUAAAAUAAAUAUGCUUAAAGCACAUUAAAAAUUUGUUUUUACAAACAGUGUAUACCUAGUAGCUUCCAAAAAUAUAAAAAUGUACUUCUCUCUUAUAUUGUAAACCAGAAGUACACAAACUUUUUUCCCCGUAGACCAUGUGCCAAUUUUCGAAUUUUCAUAAACCCCUAAAAUUUAAUUUUUACAAAUUCAUCUAUAUAGGUGUAUUAUAGAUAUUUUUUAUAACUUACCUGUAGCUGCUCACUUAAAUAAGGUUUACUAUGGAUUGCAUUUUUUAAAAAUAAAAAACAUGUUAAGUUUGUUUUCAUUAAUACCUUUAUUUCUUUAAUAAUAACAAUAUUUAUUUAAUUUUUUAAAUAAUUAAAAUGACAGAAAACGCAAAUUAAAUUAAAUUACGAUACAAGUAUUUUUGACUUAAUAACUCUCGGGGAUCCCUAUUUAAACCUCAUGCACCCCCUAUUUUUUUUUCGUUAACAUAGACAGGUCAGAAUCGAUGUAGACCACUGGGAAUCUCUGUUGUAAAAAAAAGUAAAUAAUAAAUAUACAUUAGUCAUUAGUUGCCCCCGAUGAUCAGACAGUUAUUACGUGUAAUAUUAUAGGCGAGGAUCAGCGUUAGACGAUAUCGAAUAUCGACUAAUAUUAAGGUUAUCGAUUUAUUUUUCAAACCCAAUAUUCUUAGAGAAAAAAUGUUUAGUAUUUUUUGAAUAUGAAAAAAGCAUUUCUUACUUUUGUAUCUGAUAUAAAAUAAUUUAAAUAUUAUAUUAUCAGUAUCAGGCCUUUUAAAAAGAUUUAUUAUUUUCUCAAAACAGUUGUGGCCGAUAGUAUAGUAGGAAACACUAACACAAUCUCAAAAAUCAAUUGUAUAAGCAUGUGGCCACAAUUUUAUUUUUUAAAUUUAAGUCUACAAUUUUAUUGUGCAUUUUGUCGAAAACCAUUCGGGCGUAAACGAAAUUACGUGACCAUUUUUAGCUAAUUAUGUAUUUAGCUUUAAUUAUUUAUAUUUUAAAUUACAAAAAUUAAAUUUUAUUUUAUAUUUAUGAAGAAGUGUUUUCAUUUUAAUAUUGCAAUAGUUAAUGUAAUAUAAUUACCUUCUCAGAAGUAUGCAAAAAAGCACGUUAAAAAUCAAAUUUAGAGCUUUUGCAUUAAUAAAAUAACUAUAUUUUGUCGACGAUAUAAAGAAAUUUGUAUGUUAUAGUUUCAGUUAAUUACAUGAAUAAGACUUUUGAAAAAGAUCCAAUGUUUUGUCCAAAUGGUUGUGGCCGAUCGUAUAAAGAUUAUCAUAUGAAUGAGUUAUUAAAUAAAGCUAGUAAAAACGACCCAGCAAUCUGUCCAAAUGGUUGUGGUCACGAGUAUAGAGGAUUGGAUCGCAAACGUAAUCUCAAAAAACAUUUGAUUUAUGCUUGUGGUGUUAAUCCACAAUUCCAAUGUAUACUUUGUUUAAGAAAAUUUGCUCAGUUGCCUUGCAGUUGGUUAGCUAAACUCAAUUGGAUAACACAAUUAGAUCCAGCCGUUUGUCCAAACAAAUGUGGUAAAUUGUAUAAAGGACCUUAUAGAAAACAUCAUCUCAGACAACAUUUGGUAUAUGAAUGUGGUGUUAUACCAAAAUUUCAAUGCAGAAUAUGUUUCAAGCGUUUUGCUAGAAAUCCUCAAUUAAAGUAUCAUUUAAUUAGAAUACAUAAAAUAAUUGUAUAACAUAGUAAAAUGCUUAUAAUCUGGUUUAUUAUAAGUUAUUAAAUACCGAUUUAUACUCACAAAAUUGUACAAAAAAAAAAAUCAAAACUGUAUCAAAUGAAAUUAUUUCAUUUAUACCUACUAGUAGCUUAUUUUAAUUGUUAAAUAAAAUAUUUAUUAUUAGUCCAUACACAAGAAUUAUAUGCCUCAACAUUUAACUACAGAUUUGGAUCUAUAUUGUGUAUCUAUUGGUGAUUACAAGUAGGAUGUGCCAUGCCCCUUCUCCUUUUUGGGUAGUAUUGAAAUAAAAAUAUGUAUCAAAUUUAAGGCUGUUAGUGUUAAAUAGUUUAUUUUUUCAAAACUAAGUUUAGAUACAUUUUAUUAUAAUUAAAGUUAUUUUUAUAGAUAUUAAAUAUUUAUGAUAAAUAAAUAUUAAUAGGUACAAUGUAUUACCAACUAAAAAAAAAUUAUAAUUAAUCAUUGUAUGCAUUGAUGUCUGGAAGGGAGGGCUUACCUUCUCAUUCUUUUGUAUUUAACAUUUAUAUUUAUUUAAGUUCCCUCCCUCUUGAAUAAUUUUUAAAUCCAAUUCAGGUAUACUUACUUAAGAAUUUAAAUAUAAUUGAUAUAUUUAAAUAUAUAUAAAUAUAAUAUAUUUGUAUUUAACAAAAUAAUUUGAUACACAAGUUAUUACAUAGUUUUUAAAACAUUUUAUCAAAUGUUAUUUAUUUUUUGAAUUUAAUUUGUAUAACAUAUAAAUGUAUUGACAUUUUUAAUGUUAAAUUUAGUUUUUGUAUUUAGUUUGGACUUAUUAAAAUAAUAUGAAGUAUAUUAAGUAACUAUAAAUUUGAUACGAGAAGCACUACAUUUUUGUGGACCAAAAAUUAAUAAAUUAUAUACAAUAUUUAUUUAAAACAAUUUUAAAUUGAUUUUAUUGACAAACAAGACUAAAUAUACUCAAACAAUAUAUGCCAAUAAAUAGCCUCUUUAUACUCUAGCACUGAUAAAUAAAAAAAAUUAAAAAAAUAUUUAUUAAACUAUCAUACAAUAAUAAUAAUAAUAUUAUGAAAAAAUAGUAUUAUAUUUAGGAAUUUAUAUUAUGUUUAUCUAUGUUUAAAAAAUAUAAAUGUAUAACAACAUAUACUAUUGUGUUAGUUUAUUGAUAAGUUUCUAUUUACACUGAGUGCUCUACAAAAGUUAUUUUAAAAUGGUGAAAUAAUUUAAUGUGUAUUACAUUAGCACUUACAACUAGUAGUUUUAUUAAAAACUAUUGUAUAUACAUGUUUUUUAAUUUAUAUGAUUGAUGCACCUUAUAUAUUAAUUAUUCAAAUGUAUGUUAUAUUGACCAAUAUUAAUUGUUUUGAUUUUAUGUUUUUUAGAAAUAUCUUGGUUACCUCAACUUAAUUUGAUAACACAAAUAGAUCCAGCCAAAUGUCCAAACAAAUGUGGUAAAUGUUAUAAAGGUCCUCAUAGAAAGCAUAA
Molecule: messenger RNA, 3989 nt
Organism: Rhopalosiphum padi (bird cherry-oat aphid)
Lineage: Eukaryota; Metazoa; Arthropoda; Insecta; Hemiptera; Aphididae
Exons: 3
Coding region: 2049-2531 (160 amino acids)
Source: RefSeq, a predicted model, not a curated record